AUGUUUACGCGUACUCGAUUUGAGCUAGAGGAGGCAAGUGCCGCUGCGUUUGAGCGUGGACUUCCGGGAAAGGCACGAGUGGGAUCGGUUAUCAGUGCCGCUCAGUCCGAAGUCGGUAAUGGCAAAUAUGAAUCUGUGUAUGCGGUAGUGGGUGUCUGUGUGAGUGUGUCUUCUGUCGAAGUCUCUGCAAUCAAUGCCAUUCGCGACGUAGACCCAUUUUGGUGCCGGGUGGAAGGCCGUUCGCCUGCCGCCACUUGUGGCUGCAAUUCGUCGGCCGCUCGACACACCGGCGAUGGCCUAGAUCCAUUCGCCUAG
Messenger RNA from Cylicostephanus goldi, 315 nucleotides. The record is from the annotation of a GenBank genome assembly. NCBI's taxonomy places the organism in Eukaryota, Metazoa, Nematoda, Chromadorea, Rhabditida, Strongylidae.